Mugil cephalus (flathead mullet) is the source of this 7049-nucleotide messenger RNA. It is a transcript of the gene arid1b, whose product is annotated as AT rich interactive domain 1B (SWI1-like). Gene Ontology annotation, molecular function: nucleosome binding; DNA binding. Gene Ontology annotation, biological process: chromatin remodeling; regulation of transcription by RNA polymerase II; positive regulation of DNA-templated transcription. Bases 190 to 6300 code for a protein of 2036 amino acids. The record is from RefSeq and is a predicted model, not a curated record. Gene Ontology annotation, cellular component: SWI/SNF complex; nucleoplasm; nBAF complex. The transcript is spliced from 23 exons. Lineage: Eukaryota; Metazoa; Chordata; Actinopteri; Mugiliformes; Mugilidae.
CCUCUCUUCCUUCCUUCCUUCCAUCAGGCAGCACCAGGGACACAAACACACAGCAUCAUAAACAUCAUCAUCAUCAUCAUCCUCAUCAUCCGGAGAGGAACCAUGGAGGGGGAGAACACGUCCUCCAGGUGGGGAGCAUCCCAGCGGAGGAGCAGCUGAACCAGGGGGGAGGAGGAGGAGGAGGAGCGGAUGGAUGCCAGCCUGGGAUCAGCCACCACCUCCAGCACCAACAACAACAACCCUCCUCCGAGUGGAACCAGCUCCGGGUUUAAUCAUUAUUAUGGGGAUGGAAGAGGAGGGCCUUGCUUUGAUCAACAUGGCGGACAACAAAGCCCAGGGACUGGGGUAACGGCGGCGGCGCACUCGCUACACGGCACCAUGGACCAGGUUCAGAACUCCCACGACGGCUACAGCAACAGCAGCCCGUACCACCACUACCCGAACUCCCGGCCCGGCUACGGGACCAGCGGGUACGGGGGCAUGAUGAGCCCCUCACGCCCGGGGAACAGCCUGAUGGGCCCGGCCGCUGCUAACCACAGCAAAGCGGCUAUGGCUGCUACUACCAGCUCCCCGGCUGGAGGUGGAGGAGGAGGCGGCGGAGGAGGUUUUCAGCGGUUCCCCGGGCAGCAGCAGCACCCAUCGGGCUCCACGCCGACAUUAAACCAGCUGUUGACGUCUCCCAGCCCGAUGAUGAGAGGUUAUGGAAGUGGAUAUCCAGAUUAUAAUAAUCCCUCCGCACAGCCACAGCAGCAGAGCAUGGGGCCGGCUAAGGACAUGGGCUCCCAGUACGGCUCUGCAGCUCACGGCUGGGGGGGAGGACAACAAAGAAACCACCCGAGUAUGAGCCCCGGGAGCAGCGGGCAGAGUAGCGGCAGAUCCCAGGUGCCGUCCAUGGACCCAAUGGCGAUGAAGCGUUCUCAGCUUUACGCCAUGAGCAACAACCCCUACUCCCAGCAGCAGGGGGCGCCGUACCCCGGGCAGCCUUACGGUUCCCCCUCGGCUCACAGAUACCCCAUGGGAAUGUCUGGCAGAGGCCACAUGGGGAUGGGAGGGAUGCAGUACCCCCAGCAGCAGAUGGGCUCUCAGUACAGUCAGCAGCAGCAGCAGCAGCAGCAGCAGCAGCAGAGCAUGGGUGGAUACUGUCAGCCAGGCCAGCCGCCCUACUUCAGCCCUCCUCAGCAGCAGCCCGCCGCCCCCAGCCAGCCACCCUACAUGCAGCCCCGCCCACUUCCUCAACAGGAGGUGCCUCAGGAGGCGUAUGGGGGCCGGGGCCAGUCUGCUGCUAUGACUCCUGGGAAACCCAACCACGAAGAGAUGAGUCAAGAGAGACCGUCCAGCCUGCCGGACUUGUCCGGCUCCAUCGAUGACUUGCCCACCGGCACAGAGGCCGCGGUGAGUUCAGGGGCGUCGGGAUCAGGAAGCGCUCAGGGAGACCGCUCUCCUUUCUCCCCCCACGUCUCACCCCGCCUCCCCCCACCAACUCGCUCUGGGCCCUCCCCUUCCCCCUCUCCGUCCCCCGCUGGGUCCAGCAGCCAGUCACGGUCCGGACCACUGUCCCCCCCCACCAGUGGACCAGGGUCUCAGCUGACUCCUCAGGCCUCUGGACCAGAUGUUGGUCCUCAUUCCUCCCAGGAGGCCAUGACUCAGGACAGAGGCUUCCCUGCCUCCAUGCAGCGUGGCCCCCAGGGGUCUACUUUUGGCCCCCAGGGGCAGUCUGCACCACCCAUGGCCCCCCACCCGGUGUCAGGAGGCCCCAUGCACCACAGCUCCUACCAGCAGGGCAGCCACUCCUACGGCCAGUACGGACCCCCAGGGAACUACCCUCGGCCCCCACACUAUGGCGGGGCCCCCACUGCCAACUAUAGCGGGCCUGGCCCGGGCUCCGGCCUGGCCAAUAGUCUGGGGUUAAACGCCAGCAGUCCCAUGCACGGCCAGGGCCCCUCCACGCCGGCAGGGCGUGGCCCCAGACCUGGCACCGGGGGCCGACCUUACCCCGCUGGCGGGACUACCAUGGCCCCCACCUCCCCCGGCAUGCCACAGCCGGCCGGGCAGGGCAUGGGCCCCCCAGGACACAACGCCAGCUGCAAACCUCCAGAGGUCGGGCCGGCCGCCAACUCCUCAUCGUUGACCGUUGCUCAGAACAGGCCUCCCUUCACUCGUUCCCCCGUCUACCACAACCAGUCCUGGGGUCGACCUGCCCUCUCUCCCACCCUUCACCCCUCCCACCCUCCUCACCCUCAGCACCACCACCCUCCUCUUCCUCACCCUCCUCACCACUCACAGCAGGCCGCCAAGGCUCAGCCUCAGCCCGCCGUGCAGACCCCCCCUCAGCAUCAUGGGCAGGGCAGCUACCCGGCCAUGACACCUAUGGGAGGAAUGGGCCCCGGAGGCCCCUCAGGACCUGGGGGUCCUUACAGCCAACAACCAGGCAGUAACUCUGGGCGGAUGACGCCACAGGGACCCCCCUACAACACCACAUCAUCAUCAGGGCCCGGGGUGAUGGCAGGAGAAGGGAUGGGCCCUCACCCAGACGCCAAGCAGCGAGUCGAGCUCAGCAAAGAGGAGCCACCCAAACCCAAGGACAGCCACAGCUCUCAGUGUGUGUCCCAGCCCCCCACCCCCUGCCCCGUGUCCUCCCCCAGCUCAGCUAGUCUGUCCUCCUGUCACGGGGAGGACAGCGAUAGCAUUAGCAGCCCCGCCUGGCUCAGGACUCCGACCAGCCCCAAGCCCAGCGUGGCCACCAUGACCAACGAGAAGAUCACCCGGCUCUACGAGAUGGGUCCCGAGCCUGAGAGGAGGAUGUGGGUGGACCGGUACCUGUCCUUCAUGGAGGAGAGGGGGACGCCCGUCCCAAACCUGCCCGCCGUCGGAAAGAAGCCGCUGGACCUCUGCAGACUCUACCUGGCUGUCCGAGAGAUCGGAGGACUGGCCAUGGUCAACAAGAACAAGAAGUGGCGGGAGUUGUCGUCCCAGCUCAGCGUGGGGACGUCCAGCAGCUCGGCCAGUUCCCUGAAGAAGCAGUACAUCCAGUACCUGUUCGCCUACGAGUGCAAGGUGGAGCCCCCACCCGAGGCCCCGGGGCCCACCGGAGACGCCAAGAAACCUCCGUCCCUCCAGGCCAAAAUCCAGCCGCCCUCCCCAGCCAACUCGGGCUCUUUACAGGGCCCCCACACCCCUCAGUCCAGCAGCAGCUCCCUGACCGAGGCCCCCGGAGACCUGAAGCCCCCGACCCCUGCCUCCACCCCGCACAGCCAGAUGGGCCCCCAGCCUGGAAACAAGCCCAUGGGAGGAGUGAGUAUCCAGGACCCGUUCUCUGAAGGCAGUGAUCCGGCCUUUCACAGCAAGCGAGGUCUGGGACCCGGUGGGGCCCCCUUCCAGCAGGGAGGAGGUCCAGCAGACCCCUCUAUGAGGAUGCAAUACGAUGCCAACAAAGACCCCUACAGCGGGCCGAGGAAGGGUCCUGGAGCCGUUGAGCCCUUCGGUCCCAGUCAGAUACCCAGUGGUGCCAUGCAGGACAUGUACCCCCGUGGACCCCUAACAGGGAUGGGCCCCCGACCCCAGUACCCCUACGGCCCGGGCUACGAGCGGAGACCGGACCAUGUGAUGGGUCCAGAGGGAGGCAUGGCGCCCCCCGCAGGUCAGAACAGCAUGGGCUCGUCUGGAAAUGAGGCCGGCAUGUAUCCCACCAACAGAUACCCCCACCAGAGGCACGACGGUUAUGGACAGCAGUACGCUCACGGCGUGGCCUACACUUCCCAUCAGCCCCUGUUCCCUCAGCAGCAGGGCUACAAGCGUCCCAUGGAGGGGGUGUAUCCGGCGGCUAAGCGCCAUGAGGGGGAGGCCCUUGGCUCCCAGCAGUACGGCCCUCAACAGUCCGACAUGUUCGGGCCCUUCGGGGGGCCGGGGGGGGGCUACAUGGGCCCCGAGCGUCGGCCCGUCCAGGGUCAGUUCCCCUAUCCGUACAGUCGAGAUCGUCAGGUGCCCCCACAGCAUGGCAUGAUGGGCUCAGGGCCGUCACAGGUGCCCGGGGGCCCUGGGGAGGGGCCACAGGCCAGCAUGUGGCACCCAAGGACAGAUGUGGGGUAUACGUACGGCCGGCAGGGCCAGGGCCCCCCGUAUCCUGGCAUGAACCGGGGGGAUGACCAGGAGGGCAGAGUCCACCAGGACAACCAGUGGCCCCCCAGUCACAUGAGCCAGCGACAACCUCCGUACCCCCCCCACUCCUCCUCCUCCUCCUCAUCCUCCUCCUCCUCCUCCUCCAUGCCCCCCCUGCCCUCCAGGAACCCCCCCUCCUCCUUCCAGGGCGCGCCCAUUGUCCCUAACCAUGUGACCCGCUCUCACAGUCCCUCCUCCUUCCCCCGGCCCCUGGGGGGCUCUCUGUCCCCAAACAGCACCCCCUAUCUGUCCUCCAUGAAGAAGCCAGGGGCCCCACCGGGGGCCCAGCCCACCCAGGGCCUCCCCCUCGUCCCCAGAGAAGUCAGCUUCCCCCCAGGCUCUGUGGAGGCCGCCGCCCCCAAAGUGAAACCACGACGACGACUGACGGCCAAGGACACGGGAACCCCGGAGGCGUGGCGGGUGAUGAUGUCACUGAAGUCUGGCCUAUUGGCAGAGAGCACCUGGGCGCUGGACACCAUCAACAUCCUGCUGUACGACGACGGCACCGUCGGCUCUUUCAACCUGACGCAGCUCCCUGGUUUCCUGGAGCUCAUUGUGGAGUUCUACCGUCGCUGCCUUAUCCAGAUGUUUGGGAUCCUGGAGGAGUACGAGGUGGGAGCUGAGGGCCGGCGGACGCUGCUGGGACACCUCCCCAAGGAGGACGACCUGCUGCCUGCAACACCUGAGCCUGAGAGCCGGACGGUGGAGGAGCAGAAGGUCCGGAGGACGGCGGAGGAGGCGGAGGAGGUGGAGGAGACGGCGCUGCUGCACACAGCCCCUGCAGAGGAGACGGAGGACAGCAAACCUGCCCUCAGAGAUGAGGUGGAGGUGACGGAGGACCACCAGGAGGAGGCCCAGCCCCCCCUCCGACAGGCCAGCAAGUACGACAAGCUGCCAAUCAAGGUGGAGGAGACGGGGGAGGAGUGGGAGGAGGUGGAGGAGCGCUGGGCUAAACUCAGCCGACCCAACGGGUUCAUCAGUGGCCUCCUGCACUGGAAGGCGGGAGGAGGCGACUCCACCGCUCACAUUCAGACGCACUUUGAGCCUCGCACAGGAAACUCCGCCCCCCCACAGCACCUGGACAGGAAGGAAGACGACGGGGGGAGGAGUCCUGAGCGUGAAGAAGAGGUCGGAGGUCAGAGUCCCCUCAGCCAGGUGGAGGACGAGCCGCGCUGCUGGGACGAGGCUCCGCUGUCCACGGCCGAGUCCUGGCAAGACUCUCUGGCCAAACGCUGCGUCUGCAUCUCCAACAUCGUCCGCAACCUGUCCUUCGUCCCCGGCAACGACGGCGUCCUGUCGCGUCACGCCGGCCUGGUGCUGAUCCUGGGCCGGCUGGUGCUGCUGCACCACCACCACCCCCGCCGGAGGAAACGGUCGCCCUCCGCCUACCAGCGGGAGGAGGAGCAGGGUCGGGCCUGCAGCCGGGACGAGUGGUGGUGGGACUGCCUGGCGGCGCUCAGGGAGAACACGCUGGUGACGCUGGCCAACAUCUCGGGCCAGCUGGACCUCUCCCUGUACCCCGAGAGCGUCUGCCUGCCCAUCCUGGACGGGCUGCUGCACUGGAUGGUUUGCCCGUCGGCCGAGGCCCAGGACCCCUUCUCCUCGGCGGGCGGCUUCUCGUCCCUCACCCCUCAGAGACUGGUGCUGGAGUGUCUGUGCAAGCUGAGCAUCCAGGACUGCAACGUGGACCUGCUGCUCGCCACGCCGCCGUUCAGCCGCCAGCAGAAGCUCUUCUCGGUGCUGGUCCGCCUGGUGGGCGAGAGGAAGAGCCAGGUGUGCCGGGAGAUGGCGGUCGCCGUCCUGUCCAACCUGGCGCAGGGCGACCCCACGGCGGCGAGGGCCAUCGCUCUGCUGAAGGGCAGCGUGGGGACUCUGAUCGGCUUCCUGGAGGACAGCGUGGCCGUGGCCCAGUACCAGCAGAGCCCCCACGGCCUGGUCCACGCCGCCGCGCCGCCCGAGCCGCCCAGCAUCAACAUGAUGUGCCGCGCCGCCAAGGCCCUGCUGGCCGUGGCCCGGGUGGACGAGAACCGGGCCGAGCUGCUCCUGUACGAGGGCCGGCUGCUGGACAUCUCGCUGGCGGCCGCCCUCAACUCGUCCGUGGCGUCCAUCAUGUGUGAAGUACUGUUUAAGAUCGGCCGCUCGUGACACCGACACCGGCUCCUAAUAUAUUUUUAUUUAAAGAACAGAAAGGUUUUUACAUACAAAUGAAUCUAUACAGAGAAUAUCUAAAGCUCCUCGGCUCCAUCCGCAAAAGUUUAUUUGGAAUUUUUAAGUAAUUUUAAUACAAAAAAAAAAUAUUUAAUACUUGUAUUUUGAAUUUUUUUUUUUUUAUUAUUACGUUUGUCGUUUUGUUUUAACCAAAGUGUGACGGUGGGCAGCGUUUGUUUGUGUGCUGGGAUGGGAUGGGGGGGCUGGGGGGGCUGGGGUGAACCACGCUGUAGAUAGGACGUUUAUUUCCUGGACUUUGUUUUGGUGCAAUACUUUUGUUGUUGUUGUUUUUUUUAAUGUGAAUUUCUGACCAUCUGCAGUUUGACCAUCAGUAUUUUUGCCGAACCACAGCAGUAUCAGGCGAGGUGGACGGCGAUGGGGGGGGGGGGGACUUCACGUUAAGUUUUUUAAGAACUUUUUACGACUCCUUCAUCGUCCUCCUGUAAAUACUCGAUGUACAUUAAUCAGCUCUGCUCACCUGGACGUCCAGGUGGAGGUGACGACUUCUCCUGUAUUUAAAGACAAACCUCAGUUUCAGGGUGGGGGUUGGGGGCGAGUUUGAUUUGAGAGACUGUUUGUACAGGAAGUCGAAGGGUGGCGGGUGGUGACUGUAGUCCGACGUCGUUUUUUCUUCAGAUCUUUAUAUGUUCCACAACAUGUUAAAGAAUAAACGUACAUGAACUCUG